Aureobasidium namibiae CBS 147.97 is the source of this 2448-nucleotide messenger RNA. RefSeq lists its product as uncharacterized. The record is from RefSeq and is a predicted model, not a curated record. Lineage: Eukaryota; Fungi; Ascomycota; Dothideomycetes; Dothideales; Saccotheciaceae. Bases 1 to 2448 code for a protein of 815 amino acids. Gene Ontology annotation, cellular component: Dsl1/NZR complex. Gene Ontology annotation, biological process: retrograde vesicle-mediated transport, Golgi to endoplasmic reticulum; endoplasmic reticulum to Golgi vesicle-mediated transport; regulation of ER to Golgi vesicle-mediated transport. The transcript has 2 exons.
AUGGCGCUCGACGACUAUCAUCAGAACCAGGACAAUGAUGUCCGCCUAGUCGACUUCCUGGACGAUAAACUACAGGCCUUUGCCGACUUUGACUCGCUAGAUACGCUACUGGAUAGUGUCAAGGCCCAACAAGACUUGCUGAAGCAGCAGCUCGAUGAUGCCCGUAACGAUCAUAACGUCGCACAACAAGCCUCGGAUCAGCAUGCCGCUUCAAUCAAACAAAAAGGCGCCGCCUUCCAGCGCGACCAACAGGACCUCGACCGUCGUCUGCAGGUCGUCACCCAGUCAGAAACUAGCGACGAUGCCUUGCAAAAAUUUGACUCCAGUAUGGCACGCCUGAGGAAGCUCGACAUGGCCUCGGGCUAUGCUGAGAUGUUGCAAGAGGUCGACACGUUGCGACAAGAGUGUAGCGAGCAGCUAGGCAAAUCGGACAAGGCUGCUUUGACCGCAUACAAGAAACUGUCUACUCUGGCCACUGGUCUCCAGCCUUUGUCUGAGGCAGCUGAGGGUGCCGCUCCUCACCUCGUUCUCCAUGUUCUGAGGACCACCUACAACGCACGCACUCAGAUCGAGCAAUCCUUUGCCGCCGACUUCGAAAAGACCUUGACCAAGAUGGGUUGGCCAAAGCAGGCUAUCUCGGUACCUCCGGGCUUGCAGUCCGAGUGGAACAUGCACAUCGAGAAACUCAUCGACCUUCAAAAGUCGGAGCUGGUUGCAGCCGAUGAAGCAAACAGUUCCAAGACAUCAAAGAAUGAGCCUGCUGUUCUGCUCCCUCUGGAGAUUAUGGUCCGCUCGCUGGAGCUUCGUUUCAACUACCAUUUCUCUGGCGAUCGCCCGACCAACCGUCUGGACAAGCCCGAAUAUUUCUUGAACCAUGUCUUGGACCUCAUCAGCAGCUACUGCGCAUUCUUCCAGGCACAUUUGCAACCACAGCUUUUGGCUAACUUUCGAGGCUCGGAUCUUGCAAUGAUACCCGCCUACAUCGACGCCACGUCGGCUCUCAUCACUGCCUUGAUACCAAUGUUACAGAACAAGCUGCGUUCAAUCCUCCCGCAAGUCUCGGAGCAGCCCCAGUUGUUCAGCAACUUGAUGCAUGAAGUCAUGACGUUCGAUGCCACUAUCCAAGAAGAAUGGAACUACACACCCCUGUCUCCCGCUACCGUCUGGCGCGGUCUUGCAUAUUACGUCUUGGAGAAGGAAUCCUACUUCUCCAAGUGGCUGAACGUGGAACGAGACUUUGCUAUAGCACGCUACGAAGAGAUCAUCUCGGAUAAGGGGAGUAGAGAACUUGAUUAUGAUUCGGUAUCUGCGGACAGCACUAAACCUACCAAGGCUGCUGUUCGUGUCAACGAUCUUCUGGAGACUAUUACCGAGCGCUACAGGUCCUUGUCCUCAUUCAGUCAAAAGUUCCGUUUUUUCAUGGAUAUCCAGAUGGACAUCUUUGACCGGGUCUACCGUCUAAUUAAUGGUAGUCUGCAGACAUUCUUAACCAACACUACAACUGUUGGACGUGCGGUCAAUGGUGUCACUAAAGCGCAGCAAGCCGAACUCGCCGGCGUCAAAGGCAUGGAUCGUCUCUGUCGCGUAUUCGGCUCUGCAGAGUAUCUCGAAAAGGCUAUGCGUGACUGGAGUGACGAUGUCUUCUUCCUUGAGAUCUGGGAGGAGUUGCAGUACAGAGCAGCCAACAAGAUCGACAUCAAGGGCGACCUCAACAUGGUUGAGAUCGCAGCAAAGACAAACGCCGCCAUCAACAACACAGACGAGAAUCAAGAGCUUGAGGGCGCUCUCUUUGAACAGAUGGCAGCGAGUUACCGCGGACUGCGUGCUCGCAGCGAGAAGGUCAUUUGUGAUACCUUGAUCUACGAUCUCAGAGACGUUCUAAGGCCGUAUGCUCGCAUCAACCCUUGGGCAUCUCUAUCCGCUCCAGGCAGCGGCGGUGAGUCCAACUUGACUGCCGAGUUGGAUCCUCCUCUCACACUCUUGGACACUCAUCUUGCCUUCCUAUCUCGCGCCUUGUCCAAGCCUGCACUGCGUCGUAUCUGUCGUGUCGUCGGGCAUAGUCUCCAGAUAACUCUUUGGGACAGUGUGCUGCUCCGACACUCAUUCUCCACUGCUGGUGCAUCGCAGUUCAUGUCUGACUUCAAAGGCAUCUGCAGUGUGUUUGAUCGUUAUCUUGGUGCUGGUACUGGUCAAAACGUCAUGCAGCGUCUCGACGACGGUCUGACAUUGCUCGAUCUGCCUGUGAGAGGAGAAAUCCCUGUUGAAGUCGAUGCCGAAGCCUCCGGUGAAGCAACUCCAGAGAAGAAGUGGGGACUUUUCGAAGUUGAGAGACGCGUGUUCAUGGACAAUGAGGCUGCUCGAGAUGUGUUGGAAGAGAUGGGCUUGGAGGUCUUGACUGAGAGUGAUGCCCGUGCAGUGCUUGGAAAAAGAAUUGAGCUCAGCAGUUAG